This is a messenger RNA of Vigna unguiculata (cowpea), 1728 nucleotides long. RefSeq names its product protein RICE SALT SENSITIVE 3-like. Lineage: Eukaryota; Viridiplantae; Streptophyta; Magnoliopsida; Fabales; Fabaceae. The record is from RefSeq and is a predicted model, not a curated record.
UGUAUAGUAUGUGUAGGAGAGAGAGAAAGAGAGAGGGAGUAUAAAUGUGAGAUUUGCUUGUUGGUGGGUUUAUAUAAAGGAGGAUAGGAUGUUGCAGUUCCCCACUCUUAAAGAUAGCUAGGUGAGGGGGUGCAAGAGAAGAGAAAGAGAAAGAGAUCAUCAAAUUGUUUUGCUUUCUGAGGAUUUAUUUGAUGGAGGAACAUCUCACUCCACUCGCUGUUACCCAUCUCCUUCAACACACUCUCAGAAGUUUGUGCAUCCAUGAAAAUUCCCAAUGGGUCUAUGCAGUUUUCUGGAGGAUCUUGCCCAGAAACUACCCUCCACCCAAGUGGGAAGGACAAGGGGCUUAUGAUAGAUCAAGAGGAAACAGAAGGAAUUGGAUACUGGUGUGGGAAGAUGGAUUCUGCAAUUUUGCUGCAUCAGCAGCUCCUGAAAUCAACUCUGGAGAUUGUCCCUCAUCGUCCGUUUAUGGGAACUGUGAAUUUCAACCCUACCAAGGACUGCAACCGGAACUCUUCUUCAAGAUGUCCCAUGAGAUCUACAACUAUGGAGAAGGGUUAAUAGGAAAAGUUGCUGCAGAUCACAGCCACAAGUGGAUAUACAAAGAGCCUAAUGAUCAAGAAAUCAACUUCUUGUCAGCAUGGCACAAUUCAGCAGAUUCGCACCCUAGGACUUGGGAAGCCCAGUUCCUGUCUGGUAUAAAGACCAUAGCUCUUAUUGCUGUGAGAGAAGGUGUUGUUCAAUUAGGAGCUGUUCACAAGGUGAUUGAAGACCUGAGCUAUGUGGUUCUUCUGAGAAAAAAAUUCAGCUACAUUGAAAGCAUCCCUGGUGUGCUGUUGCCUCAUCCAUCAUCUUCUGCAUACCCUUACAAAGUAGAAGGAGGGUAUGCAGUUCCAGAACAAUGGCAUUUCCAAGGGAACCAUCUUGCACCUCAAGCUGAGUUAUAUGAGAACAACCACUUCAACUUGCCACUGAAGAUAACUCCCUCCAUGAGCAGCCUCGAAGCACUUCUGUCAAAGCUUCCCUCGGUGGUGCCACCACCACAUCCAACACAACCACCACAGUCCCAUCAUCAUCAUCAUCAUCAUCAACUUCUGGCAUCACCACAGCAAAGGCCACUGGAGUUCAUGGGAUCAAUGCAGAAAGUGGCAAAAGAAGAGUUGGAAGAAGAGGUAUACAGACCAGAACUCGACAUUGGUGAGAGCAGCACUUCCAUGUCAGGGUACCACCACCAUCAACAUCAUUUUCACCAAGAUCAGAAUAAUGUAACUAGGAGUGGAGCCAACGAUGGAUUUUGAGUUUCACUUUGCAAAAACACAUGGAAACAAUAUCGUAUCACUCGCAUUAAUGAAAAUUUAGUCCUAAUUAUCAACUCCUAACAUUGAUUGUAGCCGGUGUUUAGCUUCAUUGUCAUUGUUAUAAUAAUAAAAACAAUAAUCAUAAUGAUAAUAGGAUAACAAGAUAAUAAGCAUGAUGAUGAUGAUGUUUUAGCUUCGCUAUUUUGUGAUUGUUGGUAGUGAGAAAGGAAGUUGUGUUUCAUGCAUGCGUGUGCAUAUCUGCAGCUGCUGAUCAUGAUGUGUCUGUCAGUCGGUGGGCGUGUGUAUGGGUUCGUAGCACGUAGUCACACACAGCGAAUCUAGCACAAUAUUGUACUUAGAAAUCAACUGUUACAGUUGUUUAAGUAUGUUAAGUGUUGCAAGUAAUAAUAUAAUACCAUAUAUUUUGUUU